ACUAGAAUUUCACAACACCAAGAAGUGUAAUUUAGCUGGUAAAAGAUAGAAUUAUUUGAAAGAUGAUAAAUGCGAGUAUUCAACCUAAAACGGCGAGCACUCAAAUAGGAAUGCGAGAACAGACAACAAAGCCGGAAAAAAUACAGAAGACAAUGAAAUAUAGUGGUUCAGUCAGAUUUUGUUCUGCUUAGUCCACUGUAGCAAGGGAUUCGUAGGUGCAUUUUCACGGUGGAUCACCCCUUUAUAUACAAAGCAGGUGCCCAAUCGGUUACAUGAGGAUCACAUUUAUUGUUAAUCCAUUAUUUACACAUUAAAUUGUCAUGACUAAACUCAGACAACGUUAACAUUAAUAAAUAUAUGACAGUUACUGAACUCAUCAACGUAUGCGUCCUUCGCAUCUGCGAGUUGACCGUUCGUGUUCCGUCUGUUGAGUUCGUAGGGUCGCACGUACGUUUGGAACGUCUGCGUCCUUAGGUGAUCGCUCGUUACAGACGUCGCAUGCUGAAGUUGGUAGCAUCUGGACAUGCGAACUUACAUUGGUCCGUUAGGGCUAUUGGGUCGUUGGGACCAAAACUGCAUCAUAGGGCAUUGGCCUCUAUACUAACCGCGGAGGUAUAGAGGGAGGCACUCGCACAUGUUCUGACAUAUGCGAGUUGGGUCUACCCUGUAUGAUGAGGAUUACGGUUAUGCGGUGUGAAUUAAGUCGCAUCCGCGAUACCUCGCUGGUUUUAUCCUGGGCGAGGUCUAAACUUCGAGAAGCCUCUCCUGGACAUUUCAGCCUUCACUGGAAGUCUGGAUACACGUGUCCUUCAAGGAGGAGUCUGGUCUCGAGUUUCUAGGUGAGAGAAAUCUCACUAUAACACAUGCCCCUAGUUUCGCGAUGUGACUUGAGCGGUCACUGAGGGAAACUACUGCUCGAGAGACAGGUGAAAGGUUGUCACGAGGAGGUGACCUUUUGGUUGUCCCAUCGAGGGUUUCGAAAAAUGACGGCUGUAAUGAUUAAUUUUCAUUACCGCUGGGGUGCCACGUCACGAAACUCUUCGGUUUUCGUGUAGGCGUGGCCAUAGCUGGCCGUUAGAUUGGGCGACCUUAGGCAUUCUGGUUGCCACGUGUCACAAUCCCAAUAAAUAAGGGAUAUGGGUAUUUAAACGCUUUGAUACGAAUCAAAUAUCCCAUUUUUCCCUCCUUUCUCUUAACUUCUCCCCAGUAUAUACACCCCAGAAAAAAGAAAUUCAUUCCAACUUUUCUGCCAUUUUCCACAGCAUUUUCAUUCUCAGAAGUGAUCGAGAACAACCGCAGGAAUCGAAACUAAAGAUAGACCAGCUCGACCAACGCUUAGCACGAAUAAGAAGGGGGUAGCUGAAAUUCUUGGGAGUCUUCCGGUACAAGAUCGCGACUGGCGAUUGCUGUGUACGACUGCCAAAUUGCGAGAACACAAACUGAUCCCCGAGAACGCGAGUCUUCAACGGGAGCCAGUAUAUAAAGAACCAUCUGAGAGACAGCAGGAGCGGAUAGAUAAACGGCUUUCCAAGCAAACUCCUCGAGAAACUUCAGACAUGACUUUCUUGAAGUCUGCCCCUGUCCUGAAGAUCAAGCAAAAGGGUGGAACACCGGCAUCUUCACCAGUCGUCGCCCAGAAGAGGAAGAGCGAUGUGAUGACUUCGCUCGCUGCAGAUUCCUCCAAGAAGUUGGCCAAGACCACUCAGGAUAAGGGGAAGAAGGUUGUCAUUGAUUCUCCGGUUCGCCCUCGCGACUUCCUGGCCAUGCAGGAAAAAUUACUGGCCGAGAUUCCUUAUGAGGAACUUGUUUCUCGAUCUACUGAACUGGCCGUACAAUCUGUGGCUUUGUUUAUGAAAGCCGCGACCACGCCUUCGAAGGAAACUGAUUCGCUGAAGAGGCAGAACGCCCAUUUUCAGGAAAACAUAAAGAGGCUGAAGCAGGAAGUGGCCAAGAUGGAGGAACUUCACAAGGAGCUCGAGGAAGUCAACAGGGCCAAAGAACAGUUGGAGCUCGAGCUCAAGAAGUCGCAGGACACGAUCGCUGAGAUGGCUCGCGACUUGGAGGCUGAGAAAGAGAGUGGGAAAACAACAUGUGAUCAGCCGUCCUUUCGCUCGAUGUCUCCUACCCGGACUCAAGGCAACCUUCCAGAUGAAAUCGAGGGAGUGCAGGCUGAGGAGGUCGAGAAUGAAGUUGUGAGCAAGAUCGUGGAUGAGGCUGCUCCUGAUGAGACUACUCCCGCUGCCUGA
This is a messenger RNA of Cannabis sativa, 2246 nucleotides long. RefSeq lists its product as uncharacterized. The transcript has 4 exons. Bases 1557 to 2246 code for a protein of 229 amino acids. The record is from RefSeq and is a predicted model, not a curated record. NCBI's taxonomy places the organism in Eukaryota, Viridiplantae, Streptophyta, Magnoliopsida, Rosales, Cannabaceae.